AUGACGACGACGACGAGUCGUGAUGAAGCAAGCAAACCACACGCUAGCUCUAGCUGUGGAUCAGAUGGGCCACGAGAGGCCCACCCCACCACCCUUCAGUCCUCCAGCCCACGACGAGACGAGCCAAACCAAGUCAACAAGUGGGACCCAGGCAGCCACCCCAAACCGCCUCGAAUCGAAGCUUCUCUCCCCUUCCGCUCCGCCGCCCAAUCUCACCGCCGCCUCUCCCCAAACCCUAGCGGCGAUCCGAUCCAAGGCCACCCGCCGCCGCCUCCGCCUCCGCCCGCCACGGGCCCAUCUUCGCUGCGCCGCCGCACCGCGCCGAUCUCCAACCCUAACGCCGCCGCCAUGGUCAUGGGGAAAGAACGCCGCGACUCCAGGACUCGCCCUCGCCGCCGUCUGCAGGGGCUCGUGAUUUCUUUUGAUCAUUACAGAGCAUGUUUUAGAGUAUAAGUUCUUUGAAAGAAUUGGGAAGUAUCUUUCUUUCCUGGCAUAUGUGGGGAAAGAUAUAUGGAAUCUUUUAUUUAUUGAGGUAUAUAAUUAGUAUAUGUCCCCCCUUUCAGAUGGAGGCAUUGCUAGCGGACUAUAAAACUCUUUUCAGAUUUCCACA
Molecule: messenger RNA, 610 nt
Organism: Panicum hallii
Lineage: Eukaryota; Viridiplantae; Streptophyta; Magnoliopsida; Poales; Poaceae
Product: formin-like protein 6
Exons: 5
Coding region: 1-453 (150 amino acids)
Source: RefSeq, a predicted model, not a curated record